Molecule: messenger RNA, 2877 nt
Organism: Botrytis cinerea B05.10
Lineage: Eukaryota; Fungi; Ascomycota; Leotiomycetes; Helotiales; Sclerotiniaceae
Gene: Bcdps1
Product: Bcdps1
Exons: 3
Coding region: 85-1800 (571 amino acids)
Biological process (GO): aspartyl-tRNA aminoacylation
Cellular component (GO): cytosol; aminoacyl-tRNA synthetase multienzyme complex; cytoplasm
Molecular function (GO): RNA binding; ATP binding; aspartate-tRNA ligase activity
Source: RefSeq, a predicted model, not a curated record
GUUACCCCUCAAUCUUUUUUUACUUUAUUUAUAAACGCGAAGGUCGUUACUCAACACCACUCGGUAUUACAGCUAUUCGCAAAUAUGGCGGAACCAAGUAAAGAAAUUCCAACCGACCCCGCCAUGGCAGCUGGUGGGGCCCCACCUACCGGUGAAGACCCCGCACAACCCUCUAAGAAAGGAGCAAAGAAAGCAGAAGCCAAAGCCAAGAAGGAAGCAGAAAAGGCACGCAAAGCCGCCGAGCAAGCUGCUAAACAAGCUGCCGCUGGAUCUGCUGCCGCCGAAGAUCUUGCGAAAGAUAAUUACGGACAAAUUAAACAUACCACUAAGAUUGAAGCCGAAAGUGUACAUCUAAGGGAGAUCGGAGAACAGCACAUUGGCAAGACAAUCAAGGUUCGCGCAUGGAUUCAAAAUGCACGAAUGCAAGGAGCAAAGAUGGCGUUCGUCGAGCUGAGAGAGGAGGGCAACUGGACAGUCCAGGGUGUUGUGAGUGCCAGCGCGGAGGGGAAGCCAGUUAGCAAACAAAUGGUCAAAUGGAUUGGAGGGUUAAAGUUGGAGAGUUUUGUUGCGGUUGAGGCUGUUGUGCAGAAACCAUUGGAGCCCGUUAAGAGUACAAAGGUUUCGAAUUUCGAAUUGCAUCUCGGAAAGGUUUACUUAGUAGCUGCAGCGCCCGAGAUGUUGGGAUUGGGAUUAGGACCAGCGAGCAGAGCUGUAGGCAAGUUGGAUGAGGAAGAAGAUCUUAGUGAAGCUGCUGCCGGUCUCAGUGUCACAGAAGGCACCCCAACAGCCAGUCUGGCCUCCCACCUUAACAACCCCGCUAUGCACAAACGAGCACCUGUCAGCCAAGCUAUCGCUGACAUCCGAAUCGCUGUCGAGGACUACUUCUGCGACUAUCUGAGAAGCCAUCGCUUCAAGAAAUUUCACCCUCCUUGCUUGAUCGGAGCUGCUUCCGAAGGCGGUGCAAAUGUAUUCAGAAUGCCAUACUUCGAUAAAGAAGCUUAUCUCGCCCAAUCCCCACAAUUCUACAAACAAUUUGAAAUCGCCGGAGGCCGAAAGAGAGUCUACUGUGUUGGACCUGUUUUCCGUGCAGAGAAUUCAAAUACUCCAAGACACAUGACCGAGUUCAUUGGUCUUGAUUUGGAGAUGGAAAUUGAUGAACAUUAUCACGAAGUUUUGCACAUGCUCGAAGGUGUCCUUCUCUUCAUCUUCCGCAACCUUGCCGAGAACUACCGUGAAGAAAUUGAGCUUGUCCGCUCAAUUUACCCAUCUGAAGAAUUCCUUCUUCCCGAAGCUGGCAAGGAAGUCCGUCUUACUUUCGCCGAAGGUCAAAAGCUUCUUCGCGAAGAAGGCCCCGAAGAAUUUAGAAAUGUUACCGACACUGAAGAUAUGAGCACACCCCAGGAAAAGGCCCUCGGAGCACUCGUUCGUAAGAAGUUUAACACCGAUUUCUAUGUCCUCGACAAGUUCCCAGUCGAUGCCCGUCCAUUCUACGCGAUGCCGGAUCCCGAAAAUCCUGCCGUCACCAAUGCAUAUGAUUUCAUGAUGCGCGGACAAGAAAUUUUGAGUGGUGGUCAACGAUUACAUUUACCAGAGCAACUGGAGGAAGUAAUUAGAUCCAAGGGCUUGGACCCCAACCAACCUGGUAUCAAAGAAUAUGUCGAUGUAUUUAAGAGUGUCGGUGUACCACCUCACGGUGGCGGAGGAAUUGGUCUGGAUAGAGUUGUGGCUUGGUAUUUGAAUUUGCCAAGUGUGCAUUUGGUUUGCGAUUACCCAAGAACACCAAAGAGAUUAAGUCCUUAGAUUUGUCCUUUGAAGAAUAUAAGAUUCGAGAAUGGCAUUUUUUUUGAAGAUACACAGAGUUCACCAAACUUAGAAUCAAGCUAUGUGUUUCCUAUUGCCAACGCGUGACGAUAACCUUGAAACAAUAAUUGAAUCAUCUUCGGCAUGGAACAUUAAUAGACAGACUACAACAAGAAUCACCAAGAGCUCAGUAAUUCUUGAGUAAAGGAAAGAUUAAUGAACAGCUCGAAAUUUCCACUACGCUUAUUGGGCCCUGAAUAAAGUCAAUAUUUACAGGAACUUCUUCGAGAAGCGCUCUCGUGUUCGCUCGACAUUCUAAUGUUAUAAUGUACUGUGAAUACCCAAGUUGAUAUUAGUAUCGCUAAAAGGAUUUAAUGGAUCGUGACCCUAUUUUCGCAAUCUGCAAGGCAAAUAAGCAUUUCACUCGUACCGAUUCCAUCGACUCACAUGCAAAUUGAUGAUCUCAUUAUUUUUGAAAGUCAAAGUGGAGAAUGGCCAACCCCUCGCUUAAUGUCUACUUUGCAACACGACACAAAUACGCAAACGAACCUUCCAGCAAACGCCCACAUACCCCCGAUCCAAUUUCUCGAGAGCGCAAGUUUUCUUUUGUAAAUGUAUGGGGCGCUUCUUCACUGCACCUCGCUUAGCAAUUCGUCGUAUAUACAAUUCGAUUGGUGACGCUGUGUUGAUUAACAAAGCGAAAACUGGGGGUCGAACGAGUGGAGAACUGCGGCGAUUUGUGUUAAUUCCAAUAUGUUAAUACUUUUUGUGAUAAAUAGCUUGGAGGUGUUAGCGAUUGGGGUCAAUGAUAUCUGUAGAUUAAAUCUUAAACUCCUUAUGAUGGGUUUGGAUUUGUUUGUAGGCGGAGUUUUGUUUUAUUUUUAUUUUAUUUUUUCCACCCUUAUUUACUUAAUGGUAAUAAGGGGGAGUGUUUUCAUCUCUAUUAUUCUGGAGUUACUGGCUACUGGUAUCUUUCACUCUUUCUGUUUGCCCGGAGAUCUUGUGUGCGGGAAGAGUGCAUUUCUGUUCAUUGGUUUAAAUGUUGUUGGGCAGGAAAGAGCAGAAAUCACCGAUACA